AACCUUACCUUCUCAACGUGGGGGUCAAUGAAAGAAAGAAAGAAAGUUCAUGGAAAAAGCUAAAAGCUUAAAGAAAGCUGAUUUCACAAAGCAAGCGGCAUGCCCUUUCAUCCAUCCAAACUCUCUCUCUCUCUCUCUCUCUCUCUCUCUCCAUUGCGGUCUGUGAGUAAAGCUGAAAAAAACAUCACCCACUUCAACGACUGUGCAGGUAGGGAUUAAUUGUGGUUAAUCUAUCAGAUAUAUUCAACAAAAGCACAAGAAUUCAUUCACCCAUGUUAGACAACAACACUGGCUCAGUUGGCCCCUCUUCUUCUUCUGAAAAUGGGGUAGCAAAAAAAAGAAAAAGAAGGCCUGCUGGGACCCCAGAUCCAGAUGCUGAGGUUGUUUCACUAUCACCCAAAACCCUAUUGGAAUCGGACCAAUACGUGUGCGAGAUCUGUAACCAAGGGUUUCAGAGAGACCAGAACCUUCAGAUGCACCGGAGGCGGCACAAGGUGCCGUGGAAGUUGGUGAAGAGGGAGGAGUCGGUGGGCGAGGUGAAGAAGAGGGUGUUUGUGUGCCCUGAGCCGAGCUGCUUGCACCAUGACCCGUGCCACGCUCUCGGGGAUCUUGUGGGGAUAAAGAAGCAUUUCAGGAGGAAACACAGCAACAAUAAGCAGUGGGUGUGUGAGAAGUGCUCAAAAGCCUAUGCUGUUCAAUCUGAUUACAAGGCCCAUCUCAAGACUUGUGGCACCAGAGGCCAUUCUUGUGACUGUGGCCGUGUUUUUUCCAGAGUAGAGAGUUUCAUUGAACACCAAGACACUUGCACUCUCCGGCCGGCCCUGCCUGAAUUACAGGCAUUGCAGCCGUCCUGGUCGCCUCGAACAGCUUCAAGCAUGACUCCAACGAACGACACCAAUUUCAGCAUUGCUCCAAUAUUGCCAAGAUUAGCCGUGCCAAAGCCUGUUGGACCUGUGUUUUUAUGCCCAGAGCGACACAGUUCCUCUAACACUGAUGAUCAGCAACAUAAUUUGGAACUUCAGCUGCUGUCAUCAUCAUCAAAUGCUUAUGCAUCGGCAUUGCAAAUUUGUGAUGAAAAUCAUGCAACCAAUUUGAAACUCUCAAUUGGAUCAUGCAGUCAAGGUGAACAAAACUGCACAAAUUUGGAUGCAGGUAGAAGCUAUCGACCGGAAAGGAAUGCUACAGAAACCAGAUUGGAGGCAUCAAGGUUGAAGGAAGAGGCAGAUGAGAAGCUAAAGUUGGCAAUGUUUGAAAAGGCGUAUGCCGAAGAGGCUAGAAUACAAGCCAAGAAGCAAAUUGAAAUGGCUGAGUUGGAAUUUGCCAAUGCCAAGAGAAUUAGGCAACAAGCACAGGCUGAGCUUGAAAGGGCUCAACUUUUGAAAGAGAAGGCUACAAAGAAAAUCAGCUCCACGAUUUUGCUAAUUACAUGCCAUUCUUGUAAGCAACAAUUCCAAGCAACAACAACAUCCAUUGCACGAGCUGAUGAGACCUCCCUUGCUGCCAGUUAUAUGUCCUCAGCCACUACUACAGAAGGAGAUUGAAACCACCAAACACAUCAUUCAAAUUUUCUAGCUAAUCUCUCUCUCUCUCUCUCCCUCUCUCUCUCAAUGAACUACUAUUUUAAUUUGUUUCUUGUAAAUCAUCUCUUUUAUUUAGAAUGCUAAAUCAUGAGUCUGUCCACCGUUCAGCAAUCUAGUGUGCAGAGGUUUAUUCAAUUGUGUGUUUUAAUAAUUUUCUGUGUUGAACAUUUCUUCAUUCAUUAAAGGUUAAAGAAUUGUGAUCA
Molecule: messenger RNA, 1783 nt
Organism: Camellia sinensis
Lineage: Eukaryota; Viridiplantae; Streptophyta; Magnoliopsida; Ericales; Theaceae
Product: zinc finger protein SHOOT GRAVITROPISM 5
Cellular component (GO): nucleus
Molecular function (GO): DNA-binding transcription factor activity
Source: RefSeq, a predicted model, not a curated record